CUGCACAACUAGGGUUUCCCUCUCCACCCCCUCCUCCGGAGACUCGGGAGAGCGCGGCACUAUCCCGGCGGCGGCGAAGGUCGCGGCGACCCCACGCAGCAAAGGCGCCAUGGCUGCACCGGAGGCGCCCUCCUGCUACGUCGGGAUCGCGCGGCAGUCCGCCGCCUUCCGCCUCAUGAAGCAAAUGGGAUGGGAAGAAGGUGAAGGCCUUGGCAAAGACAAGCAAGGCAUAAAGGGCCAUGUUAGGGUGAAAAACAAGCAGGACACACUAGGUGUUGGUGUAGACAGUCCUCAUAACAAAUGGGUAUAUGACACCACCCAAUUUGACAACAUACUGAAGAAACUGAAAGUGCAGCAAGCAGCUGAUCCUAUUCAAAAAGAUGUUGAGGCUGUUGCUGAUUCGCCUGAUAGCACACCUAAGAAAGAAAAGCCAGCAAUUGAUGAAGUUACUAAAGUUACUCGGCCUCAAGGAAGAUACAAGAAAAGAGAGAGGGGGAAAAGUGUGAGCUCUUAUUCAGCAAUAGAUCUUCAAGGCAUACUUGUACGCAAAAAUGAAGAUAAUUGCCAAGUGAAUCUGGAAGUUGAACCAACAUGCUUGGAUGAACCUGAUUCCAUUAUCUGCCAGGAUGCAGUAUCCCAAGCUGAUGAUAUGAACUGGUGGGGGCACAAAUACGGAUUUUUAUCAGGAGGCUUUCUAGGAGCAACAUCUCGUAAAAAUAAAUCUUCACGAAAAGAUCCUGGUAAUGUCCGCCAGACAUUUGGGGAGGAAGAUCAAGAAAACCUAUACAAUCUUGUUCAGGAUAAAGCUACUUCUGGAAAGCAGGGUCUUGGCAUCAAGAGCCUGCCAAUGAAAGUUGCUGGCCAACGUUGGAAGGGGAACAAAACUUCUUUUGGUGAUAGUGAUGAAGAAAAUUCAGCCCUGUCCGAUGAAUUGUCAGAACUGGAGGAGAACGUUGACAAGGAAGAACCUGUCAAUGAUGCUCAAUCUGCAGACAGGGAGCAGAAUACAGGAAAAGAAUUAUCUGUGGGUGCGAGACCCAAAACCAAGGUCAAGAAACUGUGCAAGAGAAUACUCCGUCAGGCUCCGUCUCAGUCGAUGAAAUUGAAGGAUCUUAAGGUAGCUGUUGAAGAACAUUCAAAUUCUGUAUUCUCCAGCUUCUCUUGCAGACGCGAAGCUCUCUCCUUCUUGAAGACGAAGCUUCAAGGAAGCAGGAAAUUUAAUGUGGAGGGCAAGAGAGUACAACUUGUGUCGUGAAAGCAAAUACGAAGAGCGGUAGAUGAUUUCGAAAAAAAAAGAGCCUACUACGGGUAGCGGUGCAUAGUGCACUGUUGAGGUCACCAGGGGUCAUAUUUGUUGCUUCAGAUUUGUAACAGAUGUAGGAUCCCAUCGAGCUCCGCAGUGUAGAUAAGAAAUCACACCUUUGCAGAUGCGGAGGUUGAAUUUUGCAAAAUUUUGUGAGGGACCGAGCUGCUAAUCUAUGUUUUUGCAGUACAUUUGAUGUAUCUCUCUGGCUGUUCCGGUUGUGCCUGAAGCGUUAAAACUAUAAAUUGGACGU
Messenger RNA from Phragmites australis (common reed), 1556 nucleotides. Its product is annotated as G-patch domain-containing protein 1-like. The transcript has 11 exons. The record is from RefSeq and is a predicted model, not a curated record. The coding region runs from base 110 to 1255 and encodes 381 amino acids. Gene Ontology annotation, biological process: regulation of ribosome biogenesis. Gene Ontology annotation, molecular function: nucleic acid binding. Lineage: Eukaryota; Viridiplantae; Streptophyta; Magnoliopsida; Poales; Poaceae. Gene Ontology annotation, cellular component: nucleolus.